AUGGCUGAGGAGUUAUUGAUCCCACCAUCAGGAAAAAUCACUUCGCACCUCACUGUCUCUCUGCUGGCUGUGGCCUUCCUCACCUCCUUCGGGAGCUCUAUGCUCUAUGGCUACAAUUUGGCAGUUGUCAACUCACCUGCUCUGUACAUAAAGGACUUCUACAACAGGACUGUGGUGGCUCGUAAUGGGACAGGUCUGAAUGAAGAGGCCCUAACCCUCAUGUACUCUCUCACUGUGUCUGUGUUUGCCAUUGGGGGGCUGCUGGGCUCCCUCAUUGUGGGAAUGUUGGUCACACGUUUUGGAAGAAAAGGCACAAUCGUGAACACUACCGUACUGGUUUUCAUAGCUGGUGCGUUCAUGGGCUUUAGUCGGAUGUGUGGCUCUCCAGAGAUGGUGAUUUUUGGCCGAUUCAUCACAGGGGUCCACUCAGGGAUCUCUCUGAGUGUCGUGCCCAUGUAUCUUGGAGAGAUAGCUCCAAAAAACCUGCGUGGCUUCUUAGGUCUGGUCCCCAGUAUCUUCAUUGGGACCGGGGUCUUCACAGCUCAGAUCCUAGGACUGCAUGAGCUUCUCGGAAAGGAGGAGCACUGGCCCCUUUUCUUGUCUGUGGUGGUGGUCCCUACAUUUAUUCAGCUGCUUCUCUUGCCAUGGUUUCCUGAAAGCCCCCGCUAUCUUUUGAUUGAGAAGCAUAACGUCCAUGCUACCAUCACAGCUUUAAAAUGGUACCGGUCCAAGUGUAACAUCCAGGCAGAGAUUGAGGAGAUGCAGGAGGAGCAGCGCUCUCUGUCAUCGGUGGAGACGCUGUCUGUGUGGGCGCUGUUGCGGGACCAGAGUGUGCGCUGGCAGGUGCUCAGCGUGGUGAUCAUCAACAUUGGCAUGCAGCUGUCUGGUAUUGAUGCGAUCUGGUUCUACACAAAUGACAUUUUUGAAAAGGCUGGUAUACCUCCUCCAGAGAUACAAUACACCACAGCUGGCACCGGCGUUAUUGAAAUCAUCACUGGACUCAUUGGGUGCUUUACCAUAGAGAAGCUGGGCAGGAGACCUCUGAUGAUUGGCGGCUUCUCCAUGAUGGGCCUGUGCAGUACUGGCAUCACACUUGCACUCAUUUUACAAACAAACCUGUCCUUUAUGAGAUACGUGAGUGUGUGCUGUGUGGUGGGCAUCAUCGCUGGCUUCUGUAUCGGUCCAGCGGGAGUGCCUUUCCUGAUCACUGCUGAGCUGUUUAAACAGUCCCAUAGGCCUGCGGCUUAUAUAAUAGGUGGCUCUCUAAACUGGUUGUCUAACUUCACUGUGGGCUUCGUCUUUCCUUUCAUGCAGAUGUCUGCAGGAGCCUACUGUUACCUGGUUUUUGCUGCUGUCUGUGUGGCUGUGGCUGUGUACGUCUACAUUGUCAUCCCUGAAACAAAGAACAAGACCUUCUUAGAGAUCAGCCGCAUGUUUUCCAAGAAAGAGGCAGUUCUGGAGACACAGGGCCUGGCACAGCUGGACCAGCUAAAACUGAAGAAGAUGAAUGGAUAUGGAGGUUUGGAGCAUACCUCUGUGGAGCUGGACAGCUCCUCCUCUGCACCUUGACAAUGAGGUCGGACUGAAACACACUAUCACUAUCUCUCAGUUUAACAUGACCUGUGGAGAGGUACACUUUGACAGCACUUCCUGGUGUUCAUA
Boleophthalmus pectinirostris (great blue-spotted mudskipper) is the source of this 1662-nucleotide messenger RNA. RefSeq names its product solute carrier family 2 member 15a (gene slc2a15a). Gene Ontology annotation, molecular function: hexose transmembrane transporter activity. The transcript has 12 exons. NCBI's taxonomy places the organism in Eukaryota, Metazoa, Chordata, Actinopteri, Gobiiformes, Gobiidae. The record is from RefSeq and is a predicted model, not a curated record. The coding region runs from base 1 to 1569 and encodes 522 amino acids. Gene Ontology annotation, biological process: monosaccharide transmembrane transport. Gene Ontology annotation, cellular component: membrane.